This is a messenger RNA of Metopolophium dirhodum (rose-grain aphid), 5201 nucleotides long. Its product is annotated as zinc finger MYND domain-containing protein 11-like. The record is from RefSeq and is a predicted model, not a curated record. The transcript is spliced from 13 exons. Gene Ontology annotation, molecular function: transcription corepressor activity; protein binding; DNA binding. Gene Ontology annotation, biological process: regulation of transcription elongation by RNA polymerase II. Bases 528 to 2654 code for a protein of 708 amino acids. NCBI's taxonomy places the organism in Eukaryota, Metazoa, Arthropoda, Insecta, Hemiptera, Aphididae.
GAAGAGCGGAAUCCCACCCAAAAACGGCAAAAACCGAACUCGCCGUUCCCCCUUCCACAUCCCUUUCAUUUUCGUUUUGUGUUUGUAAACAACAAUAUUAAUCACUGUUUUCGUUUUUGCGCUAUAAUAUAAUUCUCACGUCCGUCGCACGGUUUUUGAUUUGAACGCGUCUGCCGUCCAGCGAUGUCGCUCGAGUUCGAGGUUUUCCCGCCCGUGACGGCCGGCCGCCAACGUCGCCACCGCCGCAAUGCGUUUGCCGCCGUUUUCGUGUGAGCGGCCGUUCACCACCGGACGACGGUCAACGGGGGCGCCAGUCGAACCGACCGAAUUUGAAACGUAAUAUUUUCACGUCUGGUCGUUCUAUCCAUUUAAAACCCACUUGCCCAUCGACGUGAUAUCACUCGAUGAAAGAACCAACAUACCUUGACUAUUGGGUUUUAUUGGAUUUGUAUUUAGGAGCAAUCAUUGUAUUAUUAGAACAAUAAUUACAAAUUUGACAAGUGUUGCUUAACUUGCAUCAUUUUAAAAUGAAUAAAAAAUUAUUUAUGGCAAUGAGCCGCCGCCGUAUAUCAUGCCCAUUGGCUGUUCAACAGCUGUGGGAUGCGGUGAAAGUGAUACGUUUUCAAAGGCAGGUACCAGAUAUCGAUCGCAUCACAAAAUAUAUGACUAAAGUCCACAAUAUGUCAACAGAGGAAGUGGGAAGACAAUUAAAUUAUUGUGUUCGAGACGGUCUUUUGAUUUUAACCAAAAGAGUUGGUAAUAAAGGUUCAAAAGCAGGAGUUGAAACAGAAGGAUAUAAACUUCCAGAAGAAAAAGCUGAAAAAGACAGUCAUGAUUGGUAUUGUUUUCAAUGUCACAGUGCUGGAGAUGUGAUAAGUUGUACAUCUUGUUAUCGAGUUUUCCAUCUUUCAUGUAUUGAAAAGAAGGACUUGCCAGAAAAUGAUGUUAAGCAUAAGUUCAUUUGUAAUAUAUGCAAAAAUUGUGCUUCAACUAAAGAAGCUUGUAAAAAGAUUAAAAAAAGCCAGCUCAACAGGCUUCUUUAUCAUACUACUGGUAGAUUAAGAGAAAAAAUACCUUUACCAUGGUCAGAACGCAAAAUUGCCACUACUGCUCCAUCAACAUAUGUUUCAGACAGACUCCAAUUUCAGAGUCAACUAAAAGGUAGUGAUUUGCAUUUUAACAUGAAGUGUGCAUUAAAAGACAAAGAUCCUUGGAGAAUAGAUCUUCUUAUUUUCAAAAUUAUAGACCUUCAAAUGAUUGAAGAUAAAGCUGAUGAUGAUGAGUAUAAAAAUGUUGAAGAGUUCCGAGCAGACAUAUUAACCUUUGUUCACAAUAUUAUUAUUUUUCAUGGCGUUCAUAGCAGUUUAGCUGAUUAUGGGCGAUUAAUGUUGAGGGACUGCAAUCGAGAUUUGGAUGAGAUAAUGAGGUGCCGUUAUUGUUACAAAUAUUCUAUACAAAAAAAUUCUAAAUUUUGGUUCUGUAAACCAUGUAAGCCCCCACAUGAACUAGUGUAUGCAAAACAAGAAGAUUUUCCAUAUUGGCCAGCAAAAGUUUUGAAAAUUGAAGGUGAUAUGUAUGAAGUAAGAUUUUUUGGUAGUGAACACCAACUUGGAAUUAUUGACAAAACUCAAAUACGACCUAUAUCGGUGAACAUUCAUACCUUGCAGUCUCAAGGUCGAACUUCUCAAUGGAACAAAGCAUGUGAGGAAUUGCGUCGCCAUCAACUUCAAUUGGACAAAGUUAUAUUUGGUCUUGCUGCACAAUCAUCAUCAUCUUCCUCCAGUUCGUCUUCAGAAGAUGAAGAAGAAACACCUAAACUUAAAUUGAGGGUUUCACCCAUUCUAAAACGUUAUGAAAGGAGAAAGGUUAAAGAACAAAAAAUAUCAAUAAAAACUGAGGCAAAAAUAGAGACAGAUACUGAGGAAUCAGAAUCAAAAGACGAAGUAAAACCUGUAAAAAGAAAACGAGGUAGACCGUUGUCUCUAGAAAAAAAAUCAAGUCCGCCAAAAAAAGUUGUAAAGAAAUCUUUAUUAAUUAAAAAAACCAGUCCUGAAAAUACUGUAGAAAAAAGACCUAGAGGUAGACCCAGAAAAGUUAUUGAACCUGUAAUUGAAGAUAGUACUCCAGUUAAACAUUUGAAAACAAAAGUUAAAAGUACAAAAGAAAAUACUAAUGCAUCUGAUGGAAUUAAAACAUCAAAAAAUGCUUCACCGUUGAAAACAAAAUCUCCAGUAAAAGAAAAUGAAGUAGAUGAAAAUAUAACAUCUACAACUGAAAGAAUAAAAGACCCUGAUGUUGUUGAAGACGAAACAGUUAGUUCUUCAUGUCAAGAUUUAGUACGAUCAGUUAAAGUGCAAACAAAACCAAUCAGCAAAAAACCGCCUAAAAGCUAUAUAAACAAGAUUCGAGCUGAAAUGGAAAGUGAAAAACGUAAAGCUAUCGAACAACUGAUUGAACAACAUAAAGAGGAGAUUUCUUUAUUGCAAGAAAACCACAAUAUUGCACUGUCCGAAGUAAAGAAAAAGCAAUGGUGUGUGAAUUGUGAAAGUGAAGCUAUUUACCAUUGUUGUUGGAAUACAGCAUAUUGUAGUCCUAAAUGUCAACUAAUUCAUUGGAGUAGUGAACAUAAAAGGCAUUGUCGUCGAAAAAGAUGAUCUUAAGCUAUUUAUGGGAGUAUUUUAACUAAAGAAAUAAUUUUCUUUUAGUUGAAAAUCUGCCAUGUACAUACACACAUACUUACAUUAUAUUUAUAUUUAAACAUUUUUAAAUGUGUUACUAGUUUAUAUACUACUAACUCAAUAUUUUACUUAAUUUGAGUAAAUUUAUUUUAUGUGUAGUAUCUUAUAUUAAAUAUUAACGAACAAUAUUACUUAAAAGUAACGUGAUUAUUCAAAAACAUACAAGUAUUAUUAAUCUUACAAUUUUUAUGUUAAUUCAUGUAUUUUUGCUGAUUGACUUUGUACCAUUAUUAUGUAUUAAUUGUUUGACUCAUCUACAUAGUGUACAGUAAAGAGUUGUCCUAAUAUUAAUCAAAUAUUUCAAAUAUAAUGUAAAUGUAUUACAACAUCCAAGCAGUUACAUCUUAAAAUAUUGGGUUUAUAUUUGGUUAAGUUUUUUUUUGAAACCCUUUACCCACAACUGUAUGUUUUAAUUUUCUUUUUUCAAGCUAAUCUGCAUUAAAUUGUUUUUAUACAAAUUAAUAUACAGUAGCUGCUUAUUGGACUUGCGGUUACUUGACUCAUUUGCCUAUUAGACUCAUUCAGGCUGGCCUGUAUACUAACUAUAUUCUGUGUGCUAAUCGAUAGUGCUCAACUCCGCCUCGCAUCCAAAUAAUAGCACAACUGCACGAGGUCAAAUUUCUCCCACUUAGCUGGGUGACACAACAUGGGGGACGUGCAGACUACAACCUAUUUUGGUCGUUGAUGACUUUCACUCUCUUGGUGCGCAGAGUAUACUAAAACAUAGAGACAAAUAUGAUGUUCAUUGGACUCAACCAUACCUGUUAAUAGGUCAAUUAAAUUGAAUAAAUAACUAUAUUAAUAAGUUAAAUGUUUGAAUAUUUUUAUUGAUUUGCCUAUGAUUGUUAAUGUACAAUUUAGUGAAUAUAAUGAAAUACGUAAUAAAUAAAUAAUAAUGAAUAUUUAUAAGUAGAAUUUUCUAUUUUACUUAUAAAUCUUAUUAUUAUUACAUACAUUAUACAUAUAUCUUAAUCUAGACUUUGCACAUUAUUGAUUCAUUUAGUUAAUGGUUCAAAUGUUUUGGUCCCAAAGCAAUUCCAAUAAGUGGCUUUUACUGUAUCUAUUAAAAUAUAUUCAUCAAAUUGUAUAAUAUUUUGGAUGCAGUGUAGUGAAAGUUAAUUUGUUAUAAUUUCCAUCUUCAUUAUAUUUGUUUGAAAAAAUAUAUUAACAUUUUUAGUGAAGCGAGGAAUGUAUUGGUUUUUUUUAUAUUGUUUUGUUGUCUUUUGUACAUUUUUUUUUUAAAGUUUAUGAGUAAAUAAUAUUCUAAUUUGUUAAACAUAGACUUUUUUUAUACGUAUUAUUUUUUUGUUUUAUUAUUAUAAUUUAUUAUUAGAAAUUAGGUUUAAGUUAUUCUAAAACGGUGCUUUAAAGUUAGUUAUUUAAUAAUUAUAAGAGUAAAGGGGUAUUUCCAUUUUAGCAAGUAUAAAUCACUAAAUAAUAUACACAACAUAUUUAGAUUAUUUAAUGAGCUUUGAAAACUAUAAUAAGUUUAUAUACGAUAUAUUAUACAAAUUAAUAUAGAUAUAUGGCAAUUCACUAAGCUUGCUUUUAUAUAAUGAAAUAAUUAAAACUUAACUUUCCUAAAAAUUGUGAAUAAUCAGAAAUAUAUAAUUCUAAUUUAAUUAUAUUUUUUACGUAUUUAGUUAUUACUUACCUGUUUCUCCUUUUUUUUGUAAUAUUAUUUUAGUUUGUACUAGUGUAUUAUUAUAAUAUUAUAUACUUAAAUAAGUUGUAAUUCUAAGUAUUUAUAAAAUUUAUGUAAGCAAUAUUUUAACACAUUAGACUGUAUAUGUUUCAGCCCAUGGUCACUAAAUAAAUGGAAAGAAAUAAUUCAAUAUAUUUAUUAUAUAAGUAUAUAGGUUUUAUGCUUAGACUUGAACUUAAGAAUAUUCAUACAAUAGUAUAACAUAAUAUAUAUUUUUUUACAAUUCAAUAAUUAUACCAAGGUAGAUAUAUAUUUGAUCUCAAUACAUUAUUUAUUUAUUUUUUGUUUGUAUGUAUUUAUAAUUAAUCCAUCCUUUAGUGUGUUAAUAUAAUAAUCAAGCCUUUUGAAUUGUAUAAUGUAUAAUGGUUUGAAUCAUUUAAUCAUGUACCAUGAUAUUUCAGUACACCAGUUGUAUAUUGAUAGAACAGUAUUGUCAUAAUGUUAUUGUUAUUUAAACGGUAAAUUAUGGUUGGUGAUUGUAUUCAUUGUAUUGUAGAUCCCAAUUUAAUAUUGUAAAUCAGUUUCAUUAGAUCUUAUAAUAUUAUAAGUAUUUUGGAUUCAACUGAUCGGUGAAUGUUGUAGAUUUAAGAUCAAUGUAAUCAAAUAAGUUAAUUUCAAAUACUUGAAAAUUAUUAUACUUAACAUUAAGCAUGUAUAUUAAAUAUGAAGGUUUAGCUUGCAUAAUAUUAUUAUAUACACUUAUAUAUAUUUUGUAUGUAUAACAUUUUAUUGUUUAUUAAAAUAUUUAUAAAAUUGAA